AUGGUGCUUACUCGAAGAACUCUUUCUUUUCGAACUCCCUCGAUGCCCGCUCCAAAAGAGCCUGAAAACGAAAUCGUCUCAUACGCUACUCCCUUGAGGUCAAAUCUCGCCCGUCAGGGGUCUGUUGAGGUCAUCAGCGAUGUAGAAAUGACAUUCAGCUCAAGCUCGCUCAAUCGAAAAAUUACUCGUGCCAAAGCUAAAAAACCACUCAUCAGAUCCCUUGCGACAAUGGCUCAGAUCAGCCGACAGUUGACGAUGCUGGAGACCGUUGAUAAUCAGCUCAAAGAACUGGAAUGGCGCUGGGUGCACCUGGUUGUGGGAGACGGUAUUCUAGCUCUCUCUGAUCCGACGACGUUUCAUCUUCAGUCACGGGUCUCUUUGGCCAUUGCGAAAGUCAGAGAAGUCAGACACCGAGGACGGGGAGUUUUGAAGCUCACGCUGAGUGAUAACACCUGCUACUACCUUAGAUACAAAGAUCGAACCGAGCGACGACGCUGGCUUGGCUGCCUUCUUCAACAAACAUCGAUCCGCCCUAAGAACAUUUCCUCCUACCCCUCCUUUCUCCCAUCCAAACCGGCCAAGCCCGAGCCAGCCUUGCAAGUCCGGACAAAACGAAGUGCUUCCUGCAUGACGCCCAGCGGAAACUCGAGCGCUGAAAUGAGCGCCUCCGACAUCUCCGAAUCCAUCAUCAGCCAGAAAGACCUGUCGAACGCUGAUCAGCUGAUAGCUGAGAAAAGUCAGAGGAGCAUGAAGCGACGCAGGAGUGCAAUCGCUGUUUUCGCAAAGAUCCCGAAUUUGAUCAAGAAACGACUCUCCAUAGCAUGA
Molecule: messenger RNA, 825 nt
Organism: Oikopleura dioica
Lineage: Eukaryota; Metazoa; Chordata; Appendicularia; Copelata; Oikopleuridae
Source: the annotation of a GenBank genome assembly